CUCACUCUGAAUAGGCUGGUUGUUCUCGAUUGCUAAAGACAUGAAGGGACAGAAUAGUAGAAGAGGAGGUAGACAGGGUGGGAGCACGUACCACGACGAUGUCAACUAUCUUUCAGAGAGCCACACCUCAGUUUCCUUCAAAGGAUUUUUGCAUAAAUGCUUAAACGCUUCAAGUUCACCAUCAUGUUCCUCUUGGCAGCGGACUCACAUGGUGCUAGUGGUGACCGAGGACAGCUCAUCUCCAGAUCAGAGAAAAGGAAUCUUUUGCACAAAUUUCUCUUGAGACAUGCUGAGCAGAGAGACAACAUGAUCUCUGAUCUGAGGAGGUGAAUCCCCUGAAAGCUGAGAGCCUCAAGCUGAACUGGAUCUGACCUGAUGGGUUGUAAGAACACUAAAAAGACUGUACACACUUCAAUGAAGAGGUGCCUCCUCCUCUGCUUCCUCUGCGCUUUACCGCUGUGCCUUUUCAAUGGAUGGUCCACAAGCUUAAGAGUGAAUCCUUCGGCCUUCAGCAGCAGCAGAAAUGUGACCGUCCUACUGUGGCACUAUCCCUUCAACAGGUCAGCGAGCCUGAAGGGCGACAUGUGCUGGGAUCUGUACCGCAUCCCUCACUGUCGCCUGGUGGACCAGCGCUCCAUGUUCUCCUCGGCCGAUGUGGUUGUCUUCCACAACAGGGAGCUGAUACAACGCCGCCAGAAGCUGCCCACCUACUGGCCUCGACCACAGGGCCAAAGGUGGGCCUGGAUGUCCCUGGAGGCCCCGAAUCACAAUGGAAACUUGCAUCAGUUUGCAAACAUCUUCAACAUGACCAUGACCUACAGGAGGGACGCUGAUAUCACUGUUCCCUAUGGAGAGCUGCUACCUAAGGAGGAUGAAGAACUUCUGGGGGAAGACAACCUUCAGGAAAAGACCUCUCUGGUCUGCUGGGUGGUCAGCAACUACAGGCGUCACCACAAAAGAAGCAAAGUGUACACAGAGCUCAACGCCAUCGUUCCUGUGAAGGUCUACGGGCGUUGGACAAAGACGCCCCUCGCCUCUUCAGCCCUCCUACCUACAAUCUCUCGCUGCUACUUUUAUCUGGCUUUUGAGAAUGCACUCUCCAAAGAUUAUAUCACAGAGAAACUGUGGAGGAAUGCCUACCAAGGCGGAGCUGUGCCCGUCGUCCUGGGGGCGCCGUUAAGCGACUACAAAGCCGUGGCUCCACCUCAUUCCUUCAUCCAUGUCGACGAGUUUGCAUCAGUGAGAGAAAUGGCAAAGUAUCUACAAGAGCUAGCAGAGGACAAGAAGCGCUACGCUGAAUAUUUGACGUGGAAACAACAUUGGAAAGUGAAACUGUACGCAGACUGGAGGGAGAGACUGUGUAAGAUCUGCCCACAGUUCAACAGUUUACCUCAGCACAAGGUUUACUCAGACCUGGAGGCCUGGGUCGACGCCAAAAACACUUCAGCUUGAAUGUUUUCGGUUGAUGGUGACAAAGACAAGCUGCUGCUUUUACUGCAUUGCUUUUACUGCAUUUUUGACACAUUAGCAGGAACUGCCACCACAUCCUCCGCAUUACUUCUAAUUAGUUCUGGUAUUUCUAUGACUCAGAAAGCAUUCUGGUAAUGGGCUGAUAAAAUAUACAGAUGGUUAUAUUGAAGUCAGUAAAAACAGGGAGGAAAAUGGUUUUAAUGGGAGAAAAAAGUGAAUAUUUUCAUGUCGCUUGUCCAGGGACAUUGUUUAGACUUAUAUAUGUAUGUACCAGUGGCGGCUGGUGAAUUUUUCUCUUGGGGGGGGCGCACUUAAUUUACCAAACCAAAUAGCAGAGCCGGCAACACCGGAAUACAAGAACUGAUGUAAAUUAUGUUCACAGCCAUUUGAUGUGCUAUUACUAUGCACCACUAGGAGGGUACACCUAAGCACUACUGCUGAGUCAAAUAGACAAUUAAAUGCACGUAAAUGUUACCAGCUAGUGAAUUUGAAUUUAUCUCCCCAGUGUUUGAUAUGAUUUGCUCCAGAUAAGGUGUAAUUGGUACACAAACCCUUAAAAUCUCCUUUUCUAUAAUUAAACAAAUUAACAAUGUAUAAAUAUGCAAAUCUAUUUUUUACUUCAAAAGUAAAAACAGAAACAAUUCAUUUUUCCAGCUUCAAAGAGUGCCAAGUGCUUCUUCUGUCCAGCAAAAUCUUUGGAACAACAUAUUUAUAUUUACAUACUCAAAUAAACAAAAACAAAUCCAUACCAGUGAAACCAACAAACAUUGGACAUUUUGUUAAAAAAAAACCUAACAAAAAGGCUUAAAGCAGACAGUGCUUCUGUGAGCUAACUUUUACAUUAACAACCUGACAUGACAAUGAGAAAACAGCAAAUCUGCAUAUUUAAGAUCAAAGCAAUAAAAAUUUGUCACUUUGCCUGAAAAAAAAAUACUGAAACCAUUAGGCAUUAUACUAUGUAUAACUGUGCAUGUGACAAAUAAAACCUAUCUUAUCUUAGGCUUUGAGAACAAAGUGCUUCUUCUUGUUCAACUAACAUUAAAUAUUUACAAUGAAAAUAAAGAAAAACAGUAAUUCCUCAGAUUUCAGAACAUAUGAAAAUCAACAGGCUUUCAGUCUAAAGUGCCACUUGUGUCAACUAACAUUUCUAUUUACAUUAUUAAAUGACAAAUAAGUAAAUCCUCACAUUUUAGAGAUUAAAGCCAGCACCUCUACAUCUCUGUUAUUUUUUGUAUGCAAGUUUUGCUCUUCUGUCUUUGAGACAUGCAAAUUUCUCAUUGUCUCAAUGAGAAAUUUGCAUGCAUGUCUGAGGGAUCGCUCAGCCGGGCGCGGUGAGCCUGCGCCCUGCGGUCUCCCAUCUCAGCCCGAUCUCACGGGGAUUCGUGAAACUGUCACGUAAGUUUUAGUUUCGGUUUCGUGUGCACCAACACGAUUUCGUCAUGUUUUUCGUGCCGCUCACCACGAAAUGCGCACCAAUGUAUUUUAAACGGCGGACUUUUCGUGCCACUCAGAACGUAUUUCAAAAGAAUGUGUAUAUUAUAUUUUUAAUGUAAAACCGUGGCGAAUCCAACGCUAUAUUUUGCAUGACAUCGUCCCUAAACGUAACCCUAACCAUAACCUAACCAUAACCUAACCAUAAGCCGGUGGUACACUUACCAAUUUGCAUAGGAAUUUCAAGAAUGUCCGGCGGCCGACGGCCGCAAACGCAAUCACGCAAGCAGUAUACGCCGAUGGACAGCUUAGAUCGUCAUGAAUCCGCCGGUAUAAACCACUUUCAGAUGUGAUUACCACAGCGAAAAACAUUUCGUGGUGAGCGGCACGAAAAACAUGAUGAAAUCGUGUUGGUGCGCACGAAACCGAAACUAAAACUUACGUGACAGUUUCACGAAUCCCCGUGAGACCGGGUUGCCCAUCUCUUGAAUUGAAGAGGAACCAACUGCGCAUGUCAAAGUUCUAACGAGAGUCAAUGGGGAAAGAUGAGUGCGCCCCGGACGUUUCUAAUCUGACUUUUUAUUACAAAUUAUACAUCUUAGUAACUCUCUACAGGCUCUAUUAUCCAUUUUGCUUGUUAAAAACAUUGGAUAUACAUGUAAAUGUAAUUUUAAAAACGUUUUAUUAAAGGAAGGGCUGUGACUCUACAUGAUGUGAGACAGAGGGGGCGGCGCCCUAGCGCCCUCUAUUGACCAGCCGCCCCUGGUAUGUACUACCGUUCAAAUGUUUGGGUCACCCAGACAAUUUCCAUGAAAACUUGAACUUUCAUUCAUGUGCUAACAUAACCGCGCAAAGCUUUUCUAAUCAUCAGUUAGCCUUUUGACAUGAUUAGCUAACACCACAUUAACUAUGUCUAGACUGGAUUUCUGAUUAUUUUAAUGCUAUCUUCAUUGGGAAAAAAUGCUCUUCUUCAAAAAUAAGGACAUUUCUAAGUGACUGCAAACUUUUGAACAGUAGUGUAUGUCUAUAUAUAUAUAUAUACACACACAACAACAACACAACUAGCAUACUAUAACAACUUCAUAUUAACGACAAUGACCAAGUGAUGCACUGGCACUGAUAUCUAGCACUUUAUACCUGACCUCUGUAGCAACAAUAGAAACAUUCAGUGGCUUUCUUGCUGGGAGUUACAUGCAAAAAAUAAUAUCACUCUCAGGUCUGCAUUGUAAGCCUGCAGCUGUUUAAUUUGCCUUAGCACAGAUUUGAAACAAUACUAUAGACCUAUUCUGUAAGAAACUAGCAAAUGCAUGAGAUAAGCUGAAGCAGCUUUAAGCUCGCUGGCAGGCAAAUUUCUUUUGGACAGAACCAGGUUAAUCUUGUAUUCAAUUAAAAUGCAACCAUUAGAGGUCCAGUGUGUAGGAUUUAGGGGGCAUCUAUUGGGAGAAACAGAACAUAAUACUCAUAGUUGUUUUCUUUCGCAUAUCCUCACAUAAAGAAUUGUGUUUUCUACUUGCUACCUAUAAGACUUUAUAUCUACAGAAGGAGCACAUCCUUUAGAGGUCACCAUGUUGCACUACCACGUUUCUGCAGUGACCCAGGAAAGAAAACCGAGCUCUGAUUCGAGAGAAGACCCUUCAUGUUUCUAGAAAAGGAGCUUUAAAUGACCCGCACUACUAGAUACCACUAAAUGUAACUCACUGGAUCAUCAUACUUGAAGAAAAAAAAGACAAUGUUGCAUUUGGUUCCAUCUUCCUUAAAGAAGGAUCUUUAUUGGAUCAUCAAAAAAUAAUAGCAAUGAUACAGUAAAAUCCGUUUACAUGGCUAUCUUUUGCCUAC
Molecule: messenger RNA, 4737 nt
Organism: Acanthochromis polyacanthus (spiny chromis)
Lineage: Eukaryota; Metazoa; Chordata; Actinopteri; Pomacentridae
Product: fucosyltransferase 7 (alpha (1,3) fucosyltransferase)
Exons: 3
Coding region: 376-1452 (358 amino acids)
Cellular component (GO): membrane
Molecular function (GO): alpha-(1->3)-fucosyltransferase activity
Source: RefSeq, a predicted model, not a curated record